GUGUUGGUGCACACACGUAUUUCUUCCUGUGGGCAACCUGCUAGCCGUCACACAAGCCUUUCGCAGAAAAACACACUUAUUUACGAUUGGUAAACAUGUAGAAAAAGAUAAUCGUUUCGUAUAGAGAUUUUAAUUACACUUAAACGCAAGAAUCGCGUCGCUUAACCGUCGAAGUAUUAGUUGCGCUUGUAUAGCCUAAAAUAACCACGCGAACCUGUCAAAUAAGAAGCAUGAGGUUGCUGCAAUGUGUGCUAGUUGUUGCAUUCAUAUGUUAAUAUAGCAUACGUCAUGCAUUAUAUAACAUUUUAAAGAUUCGUGUUAGUAAAUAAGCAGUGCUUAUGGACAGAGAAACCUUUCAUAACUGUUGUAGUUUGGUCAAAAUGCCCAGACAAAUACAGCAGCAGCACUCCUCUCAUUUCAUUGAGUACAUAGAGAGAGAAAUACCAUACACCAAAUUCUUCAAGAACCACCUGAUCCCAAACCAUCCGUGCAUGUUCUCCAAAAAAUUCACAGAGGACUGGAACUGCAGGAAAAACUGGGUUACAGAAGAUGGGAAACCUAAUUUUCAAAGGCUUCUGCAUGAAUUUGAUGAGACUCCUGUUCCUGUAGCAAACUGCAGUGCAAAAGAAUACAAUGCCAAUCCCAAGCAGAUUAUGCCUUUCAAGGCGUUUAUACAGUACUGGAGAGAGUACAUACAGAAUGGACAUUCUUCACCAAAAGGAUGUCUGUACCUGAAGGACUGGCAUUUGCAGAGGAACUUUCCUGACCACAACAUGUACAAGACCCCAAUUUACUUCUCCUCUGAUUGGCUGAAUGAAUAUUGGGACACUAUUGAAGUGGAUGAUUAUCGAUUUGUCUACAUGGGACCUAAGGGAUCAUGGACACCUUUCCAUGCAGAUGUGUUUCGCUCUUAUAGUUGGUCUGCAAAUAUCUGCGGACGGAAGAAAUGGCUCCUGUAUCCUCCAGGUCAAGAGGAGUUCCUCCGAGACUGUCAUGGCAACUUGGCCUAUGAUGUAACUGCACCUGUACUUCAAGACAAAGGUCUGUACACACAGUUUGAAGAGGCCUGUCAGCCUUUAGAGAUCAUUCAAGAAGCUGGAGAGAUCAUCUUUGUACCAAGUGGUUGGCAUCAUCAAGUUUACAAUUUGGAGGAUACCAUCUCCAUCAAUCAUAACUGGCUGAAUGGUGUUAAUUUGGACAUCAUGUGGCAGUUUCUUCAGGAGGAACUUUCCUCCGUCCAGAGAGAGAUUGAGGAAUGGCGUGAUACUAUGGACACCUGGCAUCAGCAUUGUCAGGUGAUCAUGAAAUCAUGUACAGGAAUCGAUUAUGGGGAAUUUGCCUCUUUUCUUAAGACCAUCGCGAAUAAUCGAAUAUCCUCCUUGAAUUCAUGCCCCAGAAAUGCAGAUAAUUGUCAAGGCCACCUUGCUGAAACUCUAUUUGCUUUAGGCCCUCACCAUGCAGCAUUUGAUCUGCAGAGAGUACUGUAUAUAUUUGAGAGCAUGCUUAGCAAUGAAGAUUUUAAGAGACUGGAUCCUUCAGCCCUGAGCUUCAAACCUGAGGAAUUGCUUCAGGAGAUCAGAGAGGCUGUUCAAACCAUUGUAUAAAAUGCAUGUGCUACUGUAUGUGGAAGAUCAGCCAUGACAAAUACAUUAAAUCAAUCAUUUUAACAA
Molecule: messenger RNA, 1670 nt
Organism: Xyrauchen texanus (razorback sucker)
Lineage: Eukaryota; Metazoa; Chordata; Actinopteri; Cypriniformes; Catostomidae
Gene: jmjd4
Product: jumonji domain containing 4
Exons: 6
Coding region: 339-1604 (421 amino acids)
Biological process (GO): negative regulation of gene expression; positive regulation of translational termination; protein hydroxylation
Cellular component (GO): cytoplasm; nucleus
Molecular function (GO): sequence-specific DNA binding; histone H4R3 demethylase activity
Source: RefSeq, a predicted model, not a curated record